Microplitis demolitor is the source of this 804-nucleotide messenger RNA. RefSeq lists its product as uncharacterized. The record is from RefSeq and is a predicted model, not a curated record. The transcript is spliced from 3 exons. Gene Ontology annotation, molecular function: protein binding. NCBI's taxonomy places the organism in Eukaryota, Metazoa, Arthropoda, Insecta, Hymenoptera, Braconidae. The coding region runs from base 77 to 790 and encodes 237 amino acids.
UCGCGGGUGAUCUGAUGAGAAAUUCAUUAAUAAUUAAUCAAUUGCAAUAAAUUUAAUUAAUAAAAUAACUUUCAAAAUGUCGAAAGACUUAGCGUCAUUUAAAAAUGAUGUUCAUAAAAUAUUUAAUAAUAUUUUUGAAUUAAAUGACAUGGUCACUGCUAAAAAUUUGAUGGUCUGGGUUGUCUUGGUGCUGAUAUCAACUGUGGUGAUCAUAAUACUUCGGUUGUCUGAGAUUUUAAAACCCAAAAAAUGUUUUCAAGUAUCGAAUAAAUUAUCGCGGGAGAAGAUAAAUAUUAUUGCUGAUGGAAUGGCCAAGGGAUCAGUGAUGUUGAAUCAUAUCAAAAGUCUACGAGCUCUUCAUAUUGCUACUGAGAGAUGCUACUUGAGAAGAAAUGCCAAGCAAUGCGUCGAAAUAGUGACCUACUGUCCUCACUUGGUCAACGUAAAAUUAGGUCCAGGUGGCCUGACACCAUUCCACCGUAUUUGCAACCACGGACACGCUACCUUGAUGUCUUUCAUGCUGUCCAAAGGUGCUGAUCCCUGGCUGACAACAGAUUCCGGAGAAAACGCACUCUGCCUGGCUAUAAACUGGUGCAUAAAACACCCGACUGGAUCCCUAGACUGCCUUUACAUGCUCCAGAGGCACGGAUGCUCACUAGACAACACCAACAAGUGGUUCAGGAUUUACCUGCGAGCUGCCAUGCUGACUGAUCACAAGAAACUGGUCAACUGGUUAUUCGAUCAAGCUGCUCCAUUAGCUUCUCGUUCUUCGUCAUUCCCUUUGUACUGAUUUGAAUAUUUUAU